Messenger RNA from Hordeum vulgare subsp. vulgare (domesticated barley), 2358 nucleotides. RefSeq names its product CDT1-like protein a, chloroplastic. Gene Ontology annotation, cellular component: nucleus. Lineage: Eukaryota; Viridiplantae; Streptophyta; Magnoliopsida; Poales; Poaceae. Bases 274 to 1959 code for a protein of 561 amino acids. The transcript has 8 exons. Gene Ontology annotation, molecular function: DNA polymerase binding; DNA binding. The record is from RefSeq and is a predicted model, not a curated record. Gene Ontology annotation, biological process: DNA replication checkpoint signaling; regulation of DNA-templated DNA replication initiation; DNA replication preinitiation complex assembly.
GUUGCCGACCGGCCCAAAAGAGGCGUCCGUUCUGGCGUAUAAGAAGGCCAGAAAUGUAACCGUUGGGCUCGGGUCAUUUUGAACCGCACCGUGGCAUUUGGUCUCUUUCGGCCGCCUCCCCCUUCUCUUCUCCAAUUUCCCACCCCCAAACGACGAACUCCCGCCGCCGCCGGCCGCUCCCACGGCGAGCUAGCCCGCCCGAAUUGCCGUACCUCGCCAGAUCCGAGACCGCACGGGCUUCCGGACCUCGGUUCGCCGUGCUUGGAGCUGAGAAUGGUUGAGGGGAAAAGUGUUCAAGUUGACCUUGAGAAAGGACUUAAUCAAAUGCCUAAUGAUAGUAAUCCAACUAGCCCUGCAACCAUUCAGAAGAUGAAACCUGAUAUGGAAGAUUCUGGGAGCAAAAUUGAAUCACCAACUCUGGAGAAGCUUGAGUCUGGAAGGGAGGAGAUUGUUGUCAGCUCAUUGGCAACUAAUUUACUUUCGGAGAGGUACAAGGACAGAUUAGCUGAGAAGCUGUUGGGAAAUGAGGAUGAAACAGACGAUGAAGAUGAUAAUGACAUUGCUUUGCCUGAUGGCAGCCAAUCUCCAGCUUCAAAUGAACUUCUUGAGAAGCACAAGAAUUUGCUUAAUCUUUUCAACCGGAUGGAGAGUUCUAUAAGGUUGCUGUGCCUGAGGAAGAAGAUGCCUACAUUUACGAACAUUGCAACCCAGGUGGAAGUACUAACGAAGAGAAAGUUCUUGUACUCUCAUUUGGCCCAGAUGAAGCAUUUAUUCCCAGAAGCAAUCCAGAUAAAUAGGAUACUCUUGCAUGAUCAGAAAAGCCUAUGCAUGUAUGCUGACAUGGAAAUUACACUUCUAAACGACGUUGUGGAAUGUAAUAAUCCUCAAGAGUCUCCAGCGAUGGCAAUUUGUGAGGCUUUUCGCUCAAAGCUUUUGUGCUUCUUGGGAUCUCAUCAUAAGGGUAUAGAUGUUCCUGAGGCCACAUUACCAGAACCCUUUAAUUCAAGGGAGGAGCUAUAUCUUGAUGCACUGCAUAAUGACAACUCUGUUGAUGGAGUUCUUGAAUUUUCCUCUGAAAAUGGAUUUUCAAAUGCUUCUCACUUCCCACAAUCUUUUCAAAAACUCAUGUCCCAGAAGAGUAUUGCUAAAGUUACUGAGAAGACUCGACUACUUUCUGAUCCAGUAGAAGUGACCUCCCUGGGUGCUGAUGAUACAGGAGGUCCAGAUAGAAGCUCUAACAAGCAUGUCUCGGUUCCACUCAAUACCAAUAUUUCUGAUACUCCAAACCGCCAUUCGAUCUCUUUCUGUGAAAACAGUACACCAAAGCAAGGCAUCUCAAAUUCACCUUCGAUGGCCGAAACGCCGGCAAUGCAGACACCAAAAAGGCCAUUGCCCACUCCAGUUGCGAAACAUGAAACCUCAAGUAGACAUGGCUCUGAAGCACGAUCUAACAAUUCAGCUCGCAGAUCACUAAUAAUGUUCUCACCAUCAAAGUUUAAUGAAAGCCCUUCUGCCACUGAUGCUGACACAUCAAAACUUGACAAGGAUGGGGUGUCCUCUAUCACAGAACCUGAGGUUACAACUGGAAAAUGCCUUUUCCCAGAAGAAACAGUUACUUUUACUGACCUAUUGUUGGAAAAUGAUAACAAAACCGUUCAAGUAUCCUCAACGAAUUCCCAGGAAAAGCUAGAUUCUUUACGUGUCACAUUCGACGUAGUCUGUGGUAUCUCUGGAUCUACCAAGAAUUCACUAAUCACUAAACAGGAACUCUUUCACAAUAUUCUUGCUAAUAACUUGGAGAUAGAAGAGACAGGAGAGAUAGAAGAGCAGUUGCAUAUCUUAGAGGAUCUGUCUCCUGAUUGGAUAUCUAAGGAGCUACGUGGUGGAGAAAUUCUUUACAGCUUCAAGCAAAUAUCAGAUCAGAAGUCAGUUCGGGAAAGACUCACAGAAGUCAUUUGAGAUGAGACAAUCUGUGCAAAGCCGAAGAACCUAAAGCUGUAUGUACUGAUUUCUCGGGAUUUGACCAGCGUGGAAUCAUCUGGAUUGCACAUCUAGUGCUUUACUGAAAUACUAAGCAUCAACAAGCGCGGAUAAAUUCUUCAUGCUUUUGCCUGGCCCCUGAUUUAGCUGCUCCAUUUGUUGAUUUUAUGCUUAAUGCUGGAAUUGAACUGAGUUGUAACGUGAGUUGAAUUUGCAUCAUGUAGCAUUGAACUCUUCUUUCUUACCAUUUGCUGAAUGCUGUAACUUAGAUGCAACCGUGCAAGAGAAAUUCGACUAAAUGUUUUCUAUGGUGUUAACUGGCAAUGUCUGUGAACACUUUAAGUUACUCCUACAAAUGUGAAUGAUGUGUUUGCUGUA